AUGAAUCAGAUACUGGAUAUUUACCAUGAUCGUGCUGAUAUUAUCACCGUCUAUAUUGAAGAAGCUCAUGCAGCUGAUGAAUGGCCGAUUGGUAGUCGCAUAUGCUACCAGCAACCGAAAUCGGAUGCUGAUCGAAUUCGUAUUGCUGAUGAUUUCAUUAAGGCAACGGGAUAUCGUAUUUCGUUGUUUAUUGAUCCUGUUUCACGAAACAAUCCGUUCAGUCAGAUGUAUGCUUCUUGGCCGAUUAGAUUUUAUGUGAUCGAUCAAAUGAAAAACCUCUCGUACAUUGCUCAACCAAUCGAGGGCUCAUUUCCAUUGGAACUGAUCAGAAAUGCAUUAGAUCAGACUAUUGCACAAUGCCAGAAAAUUAUUUCCAUAUUUGGACAGGUAGGACGAAUUGAUGGACAUUGGAGAGAUACAAGAUAUUGUGAUGUAUUUCAUGCCUGUGUUGCUGGUGCACAACGACGAUCGUACGGCUGUCCUCAAGUAGGUGAACGAUUCUAUUUCGAUGAUCAAACUCAAAGAUGUGAAUUUGCCAGUCAAAAUCCAAAUGGAUGUUCAGCUAAUUCGUAUUAUAGUCAAAUUGAAGAACCUACUCCAGUUUCCGGUAGUUUACUGAGUACAAGUGCACCAACUGAACCGUGGAAAAUCUUUAUUCAAUCAAGAGAACAAUUUACUUGUGCUGGCAAGCAAGACGGAUUUUUUGCCAGCCGAUGGUGUAAUGUUUUCUAUCGAUGUUUCACGGGUGUCUCAAAUGCAUUUCUGUGUCCAAGAAUGGUAAAUGGUCCACGAUUGUGGUGGGUACAACACGGCAGUCCACAAGGGAUAUCACAAGAAUCCGCGGCAGCGUGUACAUGGCCAUGUGAAACAGGAAGGCGUUGCACAAGUCCCGGUGGAGUUAUUGUUGAUUCGGGCAGUUCGGCGAUUACUGAAAGUCAACAAGAAGCAGAAGCCGUCUUCCAGUCAACGUCAUUUGUGUGUACAGCACCAGGCGGUUCCGGUUCAUCCGGUAGUGGAUCCGGUACACAAUCCUCAUUCUCCAGUGGUGGAUCAGGCUCAGGAACUAGUGGCGGCAGUUCCGGUUCGGGAUCAGUAGGUACAGGAACAGGCAGUUUCAAUCCGAGUCCAUCCGGUGGCGGUAAUUUUAAUACGGGGGGAGGUUCCUCUGGAGCAGCAAGUGGCAGUUUUAAUCCCGGUUCAUCAGACACUGGAUCUGGCAACUUUGGCACAGCCGGCUCCGGAACGGGAGUAGUGGGAGGAGGGAGCGUCUCUGGAUCGUUUGGAACAGGCUCUCAAUCAGGAAGUUCACAAUUUACAGGGGCCGGAUUCACUGUUGAUUCCGAUGUAUCGUGUGUGGGUCAAGCAAAUGAGGCAUUUUUAGCGAGUCGAUACUGCAAUGUAUUUCAUCGUUGCAUCGGUGGAAAAAGAUUUGAUUUCCGAUGUGCACGAGCAACAGUCACACAAAGUCCGUCAUAUGAUCUUUGGUGGAAUCAACAAACGCAGCUGUGUGAGUGGCCCUGUCUUAUUCAGCAGUGUAAUGGUCAGAUUUAUGGUUCAUCUCAAUCUGCACAACAAAUACGAUCCGAAGAUUCGAUAUUGAAUCAAAACGAAUGCCGUGGUACCUAA
Molecule: messenger RNA, 1626 nt
Organism: Didymodactylos carnosus
Lineage: Eukaryota; Metazoa; Rotifera; Eurotatoria; Philodinida; Philodinidae
Source: the annotation of a GenBank genome assembly